Homarus americanus (American lobster) is the source of this 5414-nucleotide messenger RNA. Its product is annotated as fibroblast growth factor receptor substrate 2-like. Lineage: Eukaryota; Metazoa; Arthropoda; Malacostraca; Decapoda; Nephropidae. Gene Ontology annotation, cellular component: cytoplasm. Gene Ontology annotation, biological process: cell surface receptor protein tyrosine kinase signaling pathway. The transcript is spliced from 3 exons. The record is from RefSeq and is a predicted model, not a curated record. The coding region runs from base 463 to 2085 and encodes 540 amino acids.
CAGCUGUAAUGAGGCUGCCUCAGUACGAUGACGUCUCUCGUGUAAGCGUCAAUGUAGAUGGGGCAGUGUCCAAUUUACCCCACUGUUGUGACGCCUGGAUGUGCCUUUGUGCUUUAUUGUGAGUUUGGAACUCAUGUCAGUGAUUAGCAGCGGGCAGGUGUGGGCGGGGGCCCCUACAGCAUCUGUGGUGAACCAGGAUCAGUGAGGGGAGAGCUACCACCGUGUUGUUGUGAUGGCGGAGGUGGCAGGGGCGAACCUCCCCUCGCUAGCCACUCGUCACCGCCGUCACUGUAGCCCAUCGCCUUUGCAUCAGGCCCCACUUACUCUCGCCAUGGCCGUAGGCAUUAGGCGAACUCUAGUGAGCCAAUACCACAACCGCUACAGACUCCCUGUCCCUCUGUGCCACUCGACGAGCCCAGCCCAAGACACCACCCCUACUAGGACCCUCACCACGACCCUUGUAUGUCCGGCGGUGUGCAGGGAGCCCAACACCACCCCCAUGUGAGCCACAGAUAUUGUACAGGUUGUCCCCUCGAGGCCCCAGUUUACCUCAGCGUCACGACACACGCAAAACCCUUAUUGCCUGCCAGUUUCCUGGGGCCCCUCGCUGCCCCUUCACACCUCUUCAGGCAUCGACAUUCACGUAGAAAAUUUGUGCCGAGUAGCCUAUUCGGCGCGAGGAUGGGGUGCGUGGCCAGCAAGCCUGACAUCAACGACCUACAUGCCAACAUCUUCCAGGUGGUGAAUGUGGAUGACCUCGGCCACCGCUUCAGUGCCGCUAAGCUGGAGGUGACGGACACCGAUUUGGUGCUUCACCAACGCGGCAAGUCCGCAAUUCACUGGCCACUCCGCUGUCUCCGUCGCUAUGGCUUUGAUGCAGAGCUAUUCAGCUUUGAGUCAGGCCGAAGGUGCCCCACAGGUCCGGGCAUCUAUGCCUUCAAGUGCCGACGGGCAGAGGCACUUUUUAACAUGUUGCAACUCCAGAUUCAAAACAUCACUGAAGAUGCAGCAUCUCGAGAUAUUGCUGCUCUUCCUCCUCAAGUGGUCAAUGAAAAUCGAGACUUGACCCAUGAUGAUUCCCGCAACAGUGGGACUGCUGGGGCUACAGAUAUUGAGGGUUAUUUGGAACCUGUGCAACGACCACACCCCAGAGUCUCGAACAAUAAAGGGGCGACCUCUAUAGGUGUGCCAACUGGUUCAAGUGUUAGUGGAGUAAAUAGUGUUGUUGGAAGUGGAAGUGUUAGUGGAGGUGGUAUGUCAUAUGGUGGGGCAACUGGUGUUGUGGUUGGUGGUGGGCUGGGUACAAUUCGUUCCCCUGCAUCUCCCCCUGCACAACUUAGCCCAACUCGUCAUUCCUGCUAUGAAAACACUUAUGAUAUAACCCGAACUGAAGAGACCCCACCAACUCCAGGCCAUAACAUGAGAGAACCACCACCUACACCAACAGAACCACUCAGACCAGUGUUUGUAAAUCAUAUUGAUAAAACAGUGUCCUAUGACCAUAGUGUGAGGCCAGCUUCAUAUUCAGAUAGAUCCACAUCACAGUUAAAUUCAACACAGUCAAAGCGCCCAAGAUCAUAUGUGAACAUUAACUCUAGUAAACCUCAUUAUGAUGUGAAUACAAAUGAUCUAGUGUAUGUCAAUGUAGGCCCGGAGCGUCACCAUGACCACAACCAUGUAUAUGUCAAUCUUGGGCAGGAGAAAGAUGUACCUGCAGUGCCUCCUCGAUCCUCUCUGGCUGCGGGGUCUGCAGGAUCAGGUUCCUCCCAUUCUGGUACCACCACUACCACAGACACAGACCACCAACCUUCGCAGAUAAACUAUAUCAUCCUCGAUCUAGACCCUGGCUCAGAUUCCUCUCAAGCAGCUCCAGUCAGUCCACUAGGAUCUGUAGCAUCUGGCCCUGAAUCACCACAUCAUUUAGCUGAAGGCUAUGCUACCAUUGACUUUGAUAAGACGGCAGCUCUGUUAGACACGGCAAUGGCAGCAUCUGCGUGGGAGGAUGGCUCAAGAAAAACAAGACACAAUUCCACUUUCACAAACCCGGCAACUCUAACACGACACAACUCUUCUUUGUCAGAUUGAGAUACCGUAUAAAUUUUAGUGCAGACUUCCUGAUUGAAUCAUUGAUGGAAAUGGCAGGAGCCUGCUGUUUUGCAAAUCAAGAUGGAUUUCUAUUACAGCUAAAAUGGCUUCAGUAGGAACCUGCCACUGCUAAUAAAUAAUACAUCUAUGUGAUGUGCCAAAAAGCUCUCAGGAGCAGUAUUAUAGCUGUAUAUAGGUACUCUGACCAGGAAAUAUGUGCACAAUUCAGCUGAUAAACCUUUGAAUUAAAGGUGAACAGUUUUCUUCUUUUUACAGUGAUGAUUGGGCAGAUAAUCAUACUUGUGAUUUUUUUUUUGUAGCAGUCAAUGUGGCUGUUUUUUUUUUCUACCAAAGUGCCCCUCUGGCUGCUGAGGACCCGUGUGACCCUUUGUGACCAGCCUUCAAGUUAACCUUGCCCCUCCACCCCUGUGACCCAUCUUCACCCUUCUGGUUGCUGAUGACUGGUAGUAGCCCUUGUCAUUUGCCUUCAGGUCAAUCAUGCCUCAGUGGAUGUUCACAACCCAUGUAACUUUUUUCUCUCUUUAUCAGCCCAUCUGUUGGGCUUUGGAGAAUCUGUAUGAUCCUUACUGGCUAGCCUUUACAUCUAACCUCUCGAUACUUGGACAUUUGGUCCUCUGUUGCAAAAGCAUCAGCCUUACCUGGCUUUUUGACUUGCGAUCUCAUAUGACCCCUGUUGUGGUUUAACUCUUGUGUGGCUGUUAAGAACCUAGUUAAUUUGCUUUUAAGUCAAUUUUGAAACCUUUAUAGCCUCCUCUUGUAGGCAUUUGCCUCUUACAUCAACCAUUCUACUUACAUAUAGGCUCAAUGUACUUUUUGUUCAUGGACUUGUAGUUGAUGGGAAUUAUAUAUCAACUUUCAUUAGCAAUAGCCUGAUUUUUUGUGGAAAAAUGUUACAUAUACAGUAAUGUGUAAAUUGUUAUUGAAUAAGAAUGCCUUCCUUGAGUGCUGAAUUGAUCCACAGUUUGACAUGUAUGACAAUAUAUCAAAACAAAUCAUGCUUUAUAAAUGUAUUUUUUUAUUGUUAAUUAUUCUAAAAUUGGGUUGAAAUUAAAGGCAUCUCAGUGUUAGAUAUUGAAAUUCUCAUAUUUACAACUGUUUAAAUAUUUGUAGGGACUUAGGCAUGUUUUUAUAUAAAAUAAGGAUAUACAAACAUUAUAGGAAUAAAAGUUAAAUUGGUUUCUAGAUAAUUUUUUAAAAGGUUAUUCAAAUAAAGCCAUUGUAAUAAAGUUGAAUAUGGUAAUUAUUUAGUAGUUAUGAAAGAUUAUGUUGUGUAUUUAAUUAUUUUACUGUUUGUUGAUCAUAAAUGUAAUGAGGUCGUUUAUUGAAAACAAAAAUUUCUAGUUAGACAAGUUGGCCAUGGAAGUACUGUCGACAGAAAUACUAAGGGAUCCCCCUUUUCUCUUACUGAUGGUUCUUGCCUAAAGCCACAUUUACACACCAGAACUAUUUGGUGGUGUCACACAUUGUCAUACAAUACUACACCAUCCUUCAGAUACUGCUUUAUAUAAUUUUGCUGUUUCCCUUCAUUCCAUUGUCUUUUCGUUCUUUCCUGCAUGUUUUCUCGCCCCUGCGUACUUGUUGAAGAAAUUCUCAUUCUUUUGGGAUUCAUAUUUCUAGUGCAAGCAAAUGGUAGCUGCUUCACUGAAGUGAUAACUAAACCAGGAUGAAGAAAUGUUCACCAAAUAUUUUAUAUUUUUGGUCUUGAUCACUUGAAGGUGUAGAGAUGGUCAGCAACUGAAAUGUUUGAUGAAAAUUCGCGAGUACCGUCACCGAUUGCAGUAAAGGUAUGCGAGGAAUUUUUUCUUCAUCAUCAUCUCUUCAUCCCAUGAUCAAGUGUUGCAAAGCAGCAUUAACAAUCUAACUGGUUCUUAAUCUUUGCAAGCUAGAGGCAGACCUAAGGGUCACUUAUUUUCUUGUGCAAGAAAUCAAAUAAUUUUACAGUAUUGUUAACUUAGAAGCAAAAGAGCAUCAUAAUUAAUAAUUUCGGUAGCUCCUGGUGCAGCUGACACUACUACAGUAUACUUGUAAUACAAGAAAUGUUGCUCACAAUUCAUCAACCUUGCCUUUUGUGUUAAUCCUGAAUUUUUUUCUUUAUCCCUUUUCAUAAGUUGGUAAAAUGGCAACUUCACAUUACUUCACUUGUUGAAGAAACUUUGCCUUUCUUGUCUGUUUAUGAAGGAAAUGUUGGUAUCCAGUCAGUUAAGCACAUGAAUGCAGUAAUACCAGAUACUUGUUGCACGAAGUGUUAAAGAGUCUUCACUAAUUGUUUUCUUAGGUUUCAUUAAUCUGAGUCCAGGGUUCAUAUGAUCCAGUCAGUAUUAUGAAUGAAAUUGCAACACCAAGUGGGCAAUGGGGAGGGGGAGGGGCACACUGGAAGGGGGCUUUCACGUUUUGGUACUACUAGUUAGGCAUGGCCACUGGCAUUGGUGAAGGGAUGUUAGUACUUUGAUGGGAGAUGGAUACUACUACACAGUGUAAGCACUUUUGGAUUUGCAGUAGCACUGCUGGUGGGGCUUGGUCACUGAUGGUGUGGUCUGCUACAGCUUGCAAGCCUUGGGUGUUGCAGAUAUGAGAUGGUACUUUAAUGGAGCAUGAGCACUGUGUGGUAUAAAAUUGGUAAUGGGGUAUAGGCCCUGCUGGCGUAAUGUGGCACUGCUAGCAGGGCAAAGGUUAUGUUGGUAAGGCAUAGCAGUGCCAGUGGGGCAAGAACACUGCUGGUGUGGAAAUGUUCUGCUAGGGUUGCAUGCACUGCCAGCAAGGUAGAGGAAAGCAAAUGUUGAUGUGGCAUGACUGCCACACAGGCAUGGAUGAACACCCUGCUGGCAUGGUAAGGCACUGCUAGCUGGGCAUGGGCACUGUUAGUGUGUCAUUAUCCUGCUAGCAGAGCAUAGGCAGUGUUAGCAGGACAAGAAUACACUUCCACUCUACACCACUAGUUCAGCAUUGGAAUCUUCGUAGCAUUAGUAACUAGAUAAUUUUUAACAUCUGUUCUCACAGCUGCAAGACUGUUAAAGAUUCUUACAAAUUGUAAAGUUUUUUAUGGAACACUUAGGAUAGAUUUGCACAAUUUGUGUAAAAUGCUUUAUGUUCCAUGCCUGAUGUCAGAAUGAUGACAUGCAGAUCUCACGUGAAGCUAGAGUGUAUGUGAUGGACUUUGCCCACCGAGGACCAGCCUCCUGGCUGCUUCAGGAGAAGCUGUAGUCCCCGGCAAGAUGCAUUUGUAAUAUAUAUCCAAAGACUAACCAGAUAAAAAAUAUUUGCAUUGUUUAUUUGAAAGGAUUUUGACUAGAUUAUAAAAUGUUAUUUAC